This is a messenger RNA of Cyprinodon variegatus (sheepshead minnow), 800 nucleotides long. Its product is annotated as macrophage mannose receptor 1-like. The transcript is spliced from 4 exons. The record is from RefSeq and is a predicted model, not a curated record. NCBI's taxonomy places the organism in Eukaryota, Metazoa, Chordata, Actinopteri, Cyprinodontiformes, Cyprinodontidae. The coding region runs from base 39 to 746 and encodes 235 amino acids.
UUGGAUUAUAUAACGAUUUGAACAGCUGGAGGUGGUCCAUGUCAGAUUCAAACUUCUACCAACAUGAGGAGAAGGAGUUCAGGAAGUGGGCAACAGGAGAACCAAACAAUAAAUGGGGUAAAGAGUCCUGUGGGGUAAUGACCAGUACUGGAGUCUGGCAGGAUGUACCUUGUACAGAAACCUUAGAACCAAUCUGCUUUAAUGUGACAGGGACAAAUGUGACCUUCGUUCGAAUCAACACUGGCAUGCAGUGGCCUGCAGCUCAGAGCUACUGCAGAGAACAUCACUCAGACCUCGCCAGUGUGAGGAACGAGUUAGAGAACCACAAGAUCCACCAGUUGGUACCAGCAGGAGCUAAAGUCUGGAUCGGUCUGUAUAGAGAUACCUGGAAGUGGGUGGAUGGAACAAACUCCUCAUUCAGGUUCUGGAGUGGCAAUGAACCCAAUAACAAUUACCAUAAUGAGGAUUGUGCUGUUGCAAACUUUGGAAAUGGUGGGAAAUGGGAGGACUGGAGCUGUGCUCACAAGAAAGCCUUCAUAUGUUAUACUGCCUUUCACACUAAGCAGGUAAUAAAACUGAAGCUGGCGUUCUCCUCCUCUGUGGACCAGAAUAAGUCUGCUGAAGACCUGCUGAGGAAGCUGAAACAGAAGAUGCAGGACAGCGGAGUGAAAGGAGACAUCAAGCUGAGCUGGAGGAAACAACCGGAUGGACAGAUCUUCAUCAAGGAAAAAAACAACGGAGAUUAAUAUUAAAUUGAAAGUUGUUGAUUUUAUUCUUUAUUGCUUGUUUAGAAUUUAAAG